Cyprinus carpio (common carp) is the source of this 1109-nucleotide messenger RNA. RefSeq names its product phenazine biosynthesis like protein domain containing. The record is from RefSeq and is a predicted model, not a curated record. Gene Ontology annotation, molecular function: isomerase activity. NCBI's taxonomy places the organism in Eukaryota, Metazoa, Chordata, Actinopteri, Cypriniformes, Cyprinidae. Gene Ontology annotation, cellular component: cytoplasm. Gene Ontology annotation, biological process: biosynthetic process.
UGCUAUGUCAUUCGGGUCAAAGUCUAACUUGAUCUCAAAUACAGCUCUAAAAAUACUUAAAAGGUGCAAGAAAAAACCCUAGAGCUGAAGAGCUGUAAUCAAUGGAAAUUCCAGUAUUUACUGUUGAUGCUUUUACCAAUGUGCCUUUUAAAGGUAAUCCUGCUGCAGUAUGUCUCAUAGAGAAUGAGCUACGAGAUGAUCUUUAUCAGAGCAUUGCUGCUGAGAUGAAUUUAUCAGAGACUGCUUUCAUCACAAAACGGAAUUCUAUGGAUUUUUCUUCAGGUGCAAGGUUUGCAUUACGCUGGUUUUCCCCCCAAAAUGAGGUCCCACUUUGUGGACAUGCAACCCUGGCCUCAGCAGCAGUGCUCUUUUACAUGAAAAAAAAUGCCAACCCUGUACUGGUGUUUGAGACUUUGAGUGGGGAGCUUUAUGUCCGUCAGCAUGAAGAAUCUCUAAUAAUGGACUUUCCCUUAAACAAACCAAACCCCCAGGACCAACAUGAAAUCAAGGAUCUUUUAAAGGCUGCUGUAGGAAACUUACCCAUUCAGGAUGUGUGUUACAGUCCAACCACAAAGAAACUGAUGGUUCGUCUGGCUGACACUUGUGACAGGUCUGAACUUGUGUCUUUGAGGCCAGAGGCAGAGUCUCUUCUGAGAAAUGAAACCACUGGUAAGAUUAAAAGUCUUAUCAUUACACUGAAAGGAGCAGAGAGCACUCAGUCUGGAUAUGACUUUUACUCCCGUGUCUUCGCCCCAUGGGUUGGGGUCCCGGAAGAUCCGGUCACUGGGUCUGCACAUACAGUCCUUGCUGGCUACUGGUCUGAAAAGCUGAAGAAAAAGAAAAUGUUGGCUUACCAGUGCUCCAGUCGAGGAGGCGAGGUAAAGCUGGAGAUAAGAAAUGAUGGUAGACUGGACAUCAUUGGUCAGGCACAGAUCAUUCUUCAGGGAACUCUUAAAAUCUAGACAAACUCAGAGGUGUAAAGUAUUUGAGUAAAUGUAAUUACUGUUCUUGCGUAUCUUUUCAGAUGCUUUGUAGUUUUACUAUCAAAGGUAUUAGCAACUUUUACUCUCUACUUCACUAUUUUUCUGAAUAAAUGUCUGUACUCUUUA